AUGCGUGAACUCUGUGGGAAGCGUCAAGAUCUUUGUGUUCAGAUUCUUGCAACUCCUGAGCAUUAUUGCGCUGCUCGCUUUGUUUAUCUGUCGAUACUCGGCACUCUUGCCACGUUUUGUGGCACGAAGGUCGUCUUCCGCGCGUUUGUCCACCUGUCGCUGCUUCUCUCAGUGGUCUGGGGUGUAUACAUAUACCGCGACGUUUGGCCCUUGGCAACUGUGGACCUCUCCAUGGUGGAUGCGAGUGACGGGGCGUUGUUGUGGAUGCGAGUGGCUUUGCUCUCGUUCAGUGGAGUAUUUGUACCCUUGUUCUGCCCGAGGAAUUACAUUCCCAUUGACCCGGAGGAACAGCUAGAAUUGCAUCCAGAACAGACCGCCUCUCUAUUCACGCUACUAACUUAUAUCUCUGUGGAGCCACUGAUCUGGCUCGCGUGGCGCGUCCCACGGCUGACCUACGAGAUGCUCCCCCCGUUGCCCGAGUACGACCGCCUGAAGAGCCUGGUUGGACGGAGUUUCCAUCGUUUAGACCCGCUGCAAAACCGUUCACGUAGACAUCUCGCAUUCGACCUCAUCAGUGUUUUCCGAUAUGAGCUGCUCAAUCUAGCUGCAAUGUCGAUCACUGCUGUCCUCGCUGCAUUUGCCGCGCCUCUGAGCAUCAACCAGCUCCUCACCUAUCUAGAAUCCGACAGGACAGUGACUCAUGUCCGGCCUUGGUUCUGGAUCGUGCUCUUCUUUUUGGGAAAGGUGUUCAAAGACAUCUCCGACCAGUGGUUCAUGUUCCACGAGACAAGGUUGUGUGUGCGCAUCCAAGCGAUCAUCACCGAGCUUGUAUUCGAGCACGCCUUGCGCGUGCGCAUGAAGGCGGAAACAUCCAACUCGGCGCCGUCGAGUGGCGUCAGUACGGCUGCUGCGACUCCCGACAACGCGUCUCAGGUUGGCGCCCACGGCUCGCAGGGUGACGAUGACAGUGACGGAUCAGCAGCAUACUCGCCAGCCGCGACCUCGAGUACAGCAGGACCGCUCGGUACGCCCGAUGCCGCCAAGGCGAAGGCGAAGGCCACUUCGAAGCCUGAGGCUGGGAAGGAACCGGAGUCCGUUAAUGUAGACGACACCAAGAAGGAGGAGAGCAAGCAUCUCAUCGGGAGGAUCAACAACUUGGUCUCGAGCGACCUCGCCAACUUUGAGAACGUCGGAAUACUUGUUCUGAUCGAGUCGCCCUUCCAGAUCGCGCUGUGCAUCGUCUUCCUGUACCAGAUUCUCGGCUGGAGCGCCAUCGUUGGGCUUGCAGCGAUGCUGAUGUGCCUGCCGCUACCUGGAUACUUGACUAAGCACAUUCAGGGCGCACAACAGGAGAAGAUGAAACAGAUACUGAUGGGUGUCAUACGCAUGGUGAAGUUGUUCGGAUGGGAGCCACGUAUGGCUGAGCGGCUUGACAAGAAACGUGAGGAGGAGCUCGUGGCGGUGCGCAAGACGAAGCUGCUCAAUUUGAGUAUCAACCUCUUCAACUUCUUAAUCCCAGUGGUGAUUAUGAUGUCGACUUUCUUCACUUACACUGUGAUCAUGAAACAGCAACUAACGGCAUCCCGGGUAUUCUCCUCCAUGUCCGUAUUCGACAUGCUUCACAAUUUACUUCACUCUCCUUCGCUGACUAUAUAUUUCUCUGUCACAGCGAAAGUUUCAAUUGAGAGGCUCUCCGACUUCCUGCGGAACACAGAGCUCAUCGACGAGUUCGAUGAAGACAAGGAUUCCGAGGCUGCCGAGGUCUUGUUAGACACGAUCCCUGACGAUAUGAACGCCGUUAUCGGCAUCUGCCAGGCGGCAUUCACUUGGUCAAAAGACAUGUCGCCAUCAGAGACACAGGGCGAAACGCGCAGAUGCGCGUUUGUGCUCAAGAUUGACGAAGAGUUGGUCUUCCAGAAGGGGAAGAUUAACCUGAUCACAGGUGCUACUGGUACCGGGAAGACAUCUCUGCUGAUGGCCUUGCUUGGUGGUGUGGCGUACGCUGCGCAAGAGUCUUGGGUACAGAGCGACACGAUCAAGAAUAACGUAACUUUCGGAGCUUCUUACGACGAAGUUCGGUACAACAAAGUCCUCGAGCAAUGCGCCUUGAAGCACGACCUCAACUUGUUCGACGCUGGAGACCAGACGGAAGUUGGCGAGAAGGGUAUCACACUGAGUGGCGGUCAAAAAGCUUGCAUAACGCUGGCUCGAGCCGUGUACUCUUCGGCCGAAGUGCUUCUACUAGAUGAUAUACUCGCUGCGCUAGACGUGCACACUUCAAAGUGGAUUGUUGAGCGGUGCCUGAGAGGCGAGCUCCUGCAAGGACGUACGGUAAUCCUAGUUACACAUAACGUCGCCAUGGUCAGCCCUGUUGCGGAUUUCGUCGUUGCUAUGGGUUCGGAUGGGCGCAUCUUGAGCCAGGGCUCCCUCACGAGCACGCUCGAACAUGACUCGGAAUUACUCAAGGAGAUCACGGAGGAGCGUGCAGAAAUUGAGAAGGCCGAGCAAGAAGUCACCACGCCGAAGCCCGAGACUCUGAAGGCCACAAAAAGCACCGGCAAGCUCGUCGUUGCAGAGGAAAUGGAAGAUGGACACGUUGGAUGGACGGCUUUCAAGCUGUACAUUGGCAACAUGUCGAAGAGGCCGUUAUUUUUCUGGCUCAUAUAUUUGUCUGGUCAAGCCAUGCGCCACAUCUUCGUCAACGUCCAAACGUGGUACCUCGGGUACUGGGCUUCCCAGUAUGAGACACACCCUCCCAGUGAGGUCCAAGUUGGACACUACCUUACGGUGUACACGCUCUUGGUUGUAGCGGGAAUGGCAGCUGCCACAUUUUGCAUGGUCUACUACGUCUUCGGCAGCCUCAGGUCCGCGAGGAUCGUUCAUCAAAAGCUCGUUACUUCCGUUCUAGGGACUACUCUACGCUGGCUGGAUAAAACUCCAACCGCGCGCAUCAUUGCGCGAUGCACGGGCGAUAUUCAAGCAUGUAGGUCCCUUCUCUCCCGUCUGCUCUGCAGCCCCAGGUCACCAACAAUUGUGUCUACAGUGGACGUUGGAAUCGCAGGGGCGACGGAGCAGUUCGUGGACAGCACCAUCUACAUGCUCCUGAAGAUGUUCGCAGUUGUGCUGUUUUCCCCUGUCUUCGUCGUCCCUGCUAUCAUGGUUGCUUUAGCGGGGUGUGCAUGUGGUAACGUGUUUAUGAAAGCGAAGCUGUCUGUCAAGCGCGAGUUGAGCACCUCCAAGGCACCGGUGUUGAGCCAUUUUGGCGCAGCCAUUAGCGGCAUUACAUCGAUCAGGGCAUACGGCGCACAGGAGGCAUUCAAGAAAAUCGCAUACGCUCGUAUCGAUAGGUAUACUCGUGUAGCUGUGACCCACCAGAAUCUUAACCGGUGGGUUUGGGCACGGAUAGACUUCAUUGGGACCAUCUUCGCCACCAGCCUCGCCAUCUAUCUGACGUACAUAACCAAAAUGAACGCAUCCGACACUGGUUUCUCGCUGAACAUGGCCAGUCAGUACACACGUCUCUCUCGUCGCAGGUGGGUGCAUACUCUGAAUGGAGGCCAUUCUGACGCUGAUAUAUCUGGCGAUAGUUUGGAAUGUAUACAACAGUAUCUGCGUAUCGAACACGAGCCGAAGAAUACUCCAGAGGGUGUGCCGCCAGCGUAUUGGCCAGCAAGUGGGAAUCUUUCGGACGGCCCGAAAGUGCUACAAGACAUCUCGUUCGAAGUAGCCUCUGGAGAACGCAUCGGAAUUGUCGGCCGUACUGGAAGUGGAAAGAGCUCGCUCACGCUGUCGCUGCUGCGUUGUAUCCUCACGGAGGGCAACAUCCGGUACGAUGGGCCGGGGCUACUGACUAACAAGGUCAACCUGGAUGCCCUGCGCUCCAACAUGACCAUUAUCCCCCAAGUGCCGGAGCUUCUGAGCGGCACCCUUCGCCAGAACCUCGACCCGUUCUCGGAGCACGAUGACGCCGUCCUAAAUAGCGCCCUGCCCUCCGCCGGCCUGUUCAACCUGCAGAACGAGGACGACCAGUCUCGCAUCACGCUCGACACAGAGAUCGCGGGAGGAGGUGCGAACCUGUCUGUAGGACAGCGGCAGAUCCUGGCUCUCGCUCGGGCUAUCGUGAGGCGGAGCAAGCUGCUGAUUCUCGAUGAAGCGACCUCUGCGGUUGAUUACGAGACGGACUCGGUUAUUCAAACUUCGCUGCGUUCCGAGCUUGGCAAGGAUGUGACGCUGCUCACGGUCGCACAUCGUCUGCAAACGAUCAUGGACGCGGACAAGAUCAUGGUCCUCGAUACAGGGCGUAUCGUUGAGUUCGGCAAGCCUAGCGAGUUGCUUCAGAACGAGAAGGGUAUGCUUCGCGCGCUGGUGGACGAGAGCGGUGAUAAGGAGAAGCUUUACGCGAUGGCGAUGGGCGUGUCGUUUCAUGCCUGAGACCUGUGGUCGGACAUGGUCAUAUGGCUUGACUCAUUGCUCGUUGUACUCGG
Trametes versicolor FP-101664 SS1 is the source of this 4484-nucleotide messenger RNA. RefSeq lists its product as uncharacterized. Bases 1 to 4431 code for a protein of 1476 amino acids. Gene Ontology annotation, cellular component: membrane; fungal-type vacuole. Gene Ontology annotation, biological process: transmembrane transport. Lineage: Eukaryota; Fungi; Basidiomycota; Agaricomycetes; Polyporales; Polyporaceae. The record is from RefSeq and is a predicted model, not a curated record. The transcript is spliced from 39 exons. Gene Ontology annotation, molecular function: ATP binding; ATP hydrolysis activity; ABC-type peptide transporter activity.